Molecule: messenger RNA, 1093 nt
Organism: Kockovaella imperatae
Lineage: Eukaryota; Fungi; Basidiomycota; Tremellomycetes; Tremellales; Cuniculitremaceae
Product: WD40-repeat-containing domain protein
Exons: 10
Coding region: 64-1083 (339 amino acids)
Biological process (GO): mitotic spindle assembly checkpoint signaling
Cellular component (GO): mitotic checkpoint complex; kinetochore; bub1-bub3 complex
Molecular function (GO): ubiquitin binding
Source: RefSeq, a predicted model, not a curated record
ACAUUUCAUUCAACCCAAAAUAUCCCAUCAAGUCGACCUCUUGACACUUGACCAUUGAUCAUCAUGUCAACAGGUGAUCAAUCUCUCCAGCCACCCGCGGAUGGGAUCUCCGCGCUUGCAUUCUCAGCGGAUUCACAGCGUUUAUUAGUAGCUUCGUGGGAUGGGAGCAUCCAACUCCACGAGCUGACCAUACCACCGACAGCUCCUAGAAUCUUUACACAUCCUGCUGCUGUCCUCAGCGUGACUUUCGGAUCUUCAUCCAAUACUGCGUUUUCUGGAGGCUUGGACAAGCGCGUCAGAGAGUGGAAUUUUGAGACUGGUCAAUGUCGCGUGCUUGGUAAACACGAUGAUGCCGUUUCCUCUAUCGUGUGGUGUCCCGAGAAGCAGAUCCUUCUGACUGGCUCAUGGGAUCAAACACUAAAAGUCUGGACCCCCUCCUCUGACUCUCCUCUCACAUCCUCGCACAAUCUCCCCAACCGAAUCUACAGUAUCGCUCACAGUCCUGCUACCUCCAAAGUUCUCGUCUCAAUGGCCCACAGACAUGUCUGGGUCUUUGAUGCGGGGGCCCUGGCCUCUGCAGCUCAAGGACAGACAUUGCAGCCUGAACAACAGAGGGAGAGUGCCUUGAAAUUCUUGACGAGAAGUAUAGCCUUGAUGGCGGAUGGAAAGGGCUGGGCGAGUGGCAGUAUCGAGGGCCGUAUUGCUGUCGAAUAUGUGGAUCCCGAUCCUGCUGCUCAAGCUCAAAAGUACGCCUUUAGAGCGCACCGUCAAAAUGUCGACGGCGUGGACUGCGUUUACCCGGUCAAUGCUUUGGCCUAUCACCCUCAAUACAACACCUUUGCAUCCGGCGGAUCGGACGGGUUCAUCUCUAUCUGGGAUCACUCUGCUAAGAAGAGGAUGAAGUUGUACUCCAAAUACCCCACUGCCAUCUCCUCGCUCGCCUUUUCACCCGAUGGAUCGAAACUGGCCAUCGGUGCGAGUUAUGAGCAUGACAAUGCCGUAAACGAGUCGGACAGAGGUACGGUCAUGCUACUGAUCAAGGACACCGUCAAUGUAGAUUGCAAGCCCAAACCAAAAGCAUGAGCAAUGCAUA